Molecule: messenger RNA, 5325 nt
Organism: Condylura cristata (star-nosed mole)
Lineage: Eukaryota; Metazoa; Chordata; Mammalia; Eulipotyphla; Talpidae
Gene: COBL
Product: cordon-bleu WH2 repeat protein
Exons: 15
Coding region: 80-3955 (1291 amino acids)
Biological process (GO): actin filament polymerization; actin filament network formation
Cellular component (GO): actin filament; dendritic growth cone; axonal growth cone
Molecular function (GO): actin monomer binding
Source: RefSeq, a predicted model, not a curated record
GUAAAUGAGGGCGGCGGCGGCAACAAGCGCCUAACUCCACCCGGAACGAGCACUGCCAAUGCCCCAGCCCGCGGGCUCCAUGGACUCGCACUGCCCUUCGGCGGCCAAGCCCCCCACUGGGAAGAAGAUGAAGGCUCGAGCUCCCCCACCUCCUGGGAAGACUCCUUCCCCGAAUAUUUUCAGUGAGCAGAAACCUCCCCGAGAUGUGUCUCCUGGCUCCCAACAGAACCUGCUCAUGAUGAAGGAGCAGCUGCAGAAAAGUGUGUUGGACAUCACCGUGGUACUGCCCAGUGGGAUGGAGAAGAAGAGUGUGAUCAACGGCAGUCAUGCAAUGAUGGACCUACUUGUUGAGCUUUGCCUUCAGAACCAUCUGAAUCCAUCCCACCAUAUACUUGAGAUCUGGUCUUCAGAAACUGAACAGCCUUUGAGUUUUAAGCCAAAUACUUUAGUUGGGACACUGGAUGUGCACACAGUAUUUCUGAAAGAAAAAGUUCCUGAAGAGAAGAUUAAGACCAGUCUGCCUAACGCACCCGAGAAAUCUGUGCUUUUGAUAGUGAAUUAUCUGCGAACCCAAAAAGCUGUCAUGCGUGUGAGCCCCAAGGUGCCACUCCAGAACAUUCUCCCAGCCAUCUGUGCAAAGUGUGAGGUCAGCCCUGAACACGUGGUCCUCCUGAGAGACAACGUCACCUAUGAGGAGCUGGAACUCUCCAAGUCCCUCAGUGAGCUAGGCAUCAAGGAGCUCUACGCCUGGGACAAUAAUCGAGAAACCUUUAGAAAAUCAUCACUUGGUAAUGAUGAUACAGAAAAAGAGAAGAAAAAAAUUCUGGGAUUUUUCAAAGUUAAUAAAAGGAGCAACAGUAAGGUGGAACAGCUGGGACUGUCAGGGAUGGACAGCGAUGAGGACACCUCCAAGUCAGCCCUGGGCGAGAGUCUGAAUGGCUAUUUAACAACACCGAAUUCCCCCUCUCUGAAGUCACACUCCAUCACACUGGGGACAUCCCUGUCCCUCAGCAACAUUUCAGGAGUGUCUAUGAAGUCAGACAUGAAGAAGCGCCGAGCUCCACUGCCUCCCCCACUCCCCAGUGCAGGGCCACCUGUGCAAGACAGGGUGUCGGAAAAGAUGUCACUGGGGUCACAGAUUGAUUUACAGAAAAAGAAGAGGCGGGCACCAGCUCCCCCUCCACCACAGCCUCCGCCACCAAGCCCCCUGGUGCCUAACCGUGCUGAAGACUCAGACGAAAAAAGGAAGAGCACCAUGGGUAUUGGACGGCAGGUGCCACAAAAGCCUCCCAGAGGCACUGCUCGGGGACCCCCUCAUUUAGUGCUACCCCCACCCCCACCCUACCCUCCUCCUGACACAGAUGUGGCAGAGCCUCUCAGCUUUCCUGAUGAAGGCGCUGGUGCCGAGGCCUCCGACAUGAGACCCACACUGACACUGCCCCUGGACGCUGGAGGUGUCUGCAGCACAGAUGGGGUUCCUCCCGUGUUGUCAGAGGCCGAGGAAACUGUGUCUGUUGGCAGCUGUUUCGCAUCGGAAGACACAACAGAGGACUCAGGGGUGAUGAGUUCACCUUCAGACAUCAUCUCACUAGAUUCUCAGCAUGACAUCGUGAAAUCCAAAGAUAAGUGGGCCACAGACCAGGAAGACUACAGUGACCAGGACUUGUCUACAACUCCAGAACUUGGUCCCCAGAAGAGCCUUACAUGGGAGAGGAAUGACUCUAGGAACUGGAAUUCGAGAACUGAAAAAGCUGUUGAUGAAGGCCUGCUUAUUAAUGUACAGUUCCAGAAGGCCCUUGCAGAGCUUGCAGAGCUUGAUGAAGACCUGGAAGAAAUAGAAGAGAAUUAUGAAACAGACACCAGUUCUCUAGCCAGCAACAUAAAAGGUGUGUCCAGUCACUGUGCACUGGAGACCAUAAUCCCCAAGAGUGAUGCGGAUGCAAUCCCAGUCACAUUUAUAGGGGAAGUUUUAGAUGACCCCAUGGACUCAGGAUUGUUAUCUAAUAAAAACAACAAUGCUGGUUGUUUUGACCUGGGCAGUACCAUCAGGGGAACCCCCAAGCCUUCAUACCAGAUUGAGCACAGCCAGCAACCUCAAAGAAAGAGGGAAGAAGUGCCUCAUCUUGCUCCCUCCCAUCACACAGGAAAGGAAAUCAAGUUGUCCCUACCCAACACCCAUAAAGAUGUGAACCUGACCAAAAUGGAGCCUGAAGUGACUUCUGCUUCCAAGCAGAAUACAAAGGAGCAAAGCCAGGAGCCAGGUUUUGCCUCCAGAGGGAAGACACAGGCCAUAGAGAUAAUAAAGUCACAACCAGUGAGGGAACAGGAAGGUGAUAAUAAGAACAAUGUUUCAGGACUGCCAUCUUGGCACCGGGACCAAAACCCAGGGGGAAGUUAUGGACUUAAAUAUGGCCUCACAACAUAUAAAAUUAUUCCUCCAAAGUCAGAGAUGAAGUGCUAUGACAGAGGUGUAUCUCUCUCAGUGGGAGCCAUCAAGAUUGAUGAGCUGGGGAACCUAGUGAAUCCCCACACCAGUGGGGGCAAGACCUUCACCCAGACAUCACCAGCUCUGGAAGCAGAGAACCAAUCUAUUGGAAAAAUCAAAGAAUUCUGGAGGUCCAACUCUAUGGAAAAAAAUUGUCAGCCCAUGGAGUGUUCCACUAAAAGGACCUCCACACUUACCUCUGCCACUCCAGAAAAAUCACAACAAAGCAGACUCAGAGCAGAACCCAUCUCUCCAGAACCCAAAGUGAUGAUGCCCCAGCAGCAGCUGACUCACCACAAAAAUGAAAAACAAUUAGAAGAGAGAAGUAACCAGCCACCAGUGGCAGCCACUUGCCAUGUGAAAGUUCCAGCGAAAGUCACAGAAGUUCCAGCGAAAGUCACAGAAGUCCCCUUUCUUAAGCCCCAAAGAAGGACAUCCAGCCAAUAUGUGGCCUCUGCCAUUGCCAAGCGCAUAGGGCCCCCCAAAACCUCUGCCAAUGUGGUAAAGAAGUAUGAUAAUGCUGGGAAGACCUCUGAGGAGAGAGCAGCAGAGCUAAAGGGGCAAUCUGGGGCUGUGAAAGAUGGUUCAACCUCUAUCCCAUCUCUACAGCUACAUAAACAAAGUGAAGAGUCAUCCAAUACCAACAGGGAAGAAUUGGCAGUAGGCAUCCUACCCAGAAAACAAGUCGGUAGCUUUUACAGAAAGCUGUCUCCACAGGACAGUACUGCUGAUACCCACAGAGGAGCGUGUGUCCCAUCAGUUACAUCUUCCCAAAAGGCUCAUGUAUCUAUGGGACAGAGCUGUGAUUUCAGUGGGAAGCAAAUUACAAGUGACCACAAGGCAGGCUCAGCCUCUGACCCCAAGUGCAUGCUGAACAGCACGAAUCCCCCUGCUCCUCACUCAAGAGAUGAUCAGACGCUUCGCAAGACUCAAGUGAAUGGUACCAGGUGUGUUCCCUUCCGCAGUGAGCCUUUUAAUUCCCCGGAAGUGUCCGGCACCAAUGACCAUACUGGACGAGACCCACUUGAUCAAGAGAACAAACAAGACACAACAUGUACAGGCGAUGGUGCCUUACAACCCACCAUCUUUGGGCCAAAGAAAAAAUUCAAACCUGUUACUCAGAGGCCAGCACCCAAGGACACAUCUCUGCACAGUGCCCUGAUGGAAGCUAUCCAUUCAGCAGGAGGGAAGGACAAACUUCGAAAGAUAGCAGAUGACACAUCAGGGAGAGGCUCAAAGGAACCAUCCUACUCAGAGACAGAGAGCGAGCGCUCAGCACUGCUGGCGGCAAUCCGAGGACACAGAGGCACCAGCAGCCUACGAAAGGUAAGAGAGGGCUUUCCAAAGACGGCAGUCGGUGCCAGUGCAGGUGCCCUCAGUGACCUAACAGAUGCCAGGCAGGCCUUGAUGGAUGCCAUCCGCUCAGGCACAGGAGCCGCAAGAUUGAAAAAGGUCCCCUUGCUUGUGUGAAUCAUCGGUAAGAUCAGAAGGCAGAAGCCCGCCUGUAAGAUGCCCACAAUCACUACUCAAAGAUGCCACACACCAGCGUCUGGAAUUUGAUGUGCUCCCUUGUCUACAGGCCAAUACUCAAGGCAUUGACUGUCAGUCUUAUGUAACCUUCCAAAGCAGGGAGUCUGUGCUGCUCUGCUGUGUGGCUUGUGUGCCAAGGAAAUGUAUUUGCCUCUGAAUAUUUAAAAUUGCCAAUACACAAGUAUUGUUGGCAGGUUAAUGGGAAUAUAAAUGUUGGUGCCCAACACUACCACUUAAUUAUGCUAAUUGGCAAAGUAUACAGUCAUGCCUUUGAUGGAUUUGGAACCUGAUAGCUUUUGUCACAUACUGUUGACUAAAAACAUGUAGUUGUAUAAGAUCUUUUGAAUCCACCCAUAUGUGUGUGUGUCUGUCUGUAUGUAUGUAUAUACAUGUCUGUGUGUAUGUCUGUACACACCCAGGGGUGAGAAAUCUCAGUGGAAGCAAUCUGAAUGUAAUAUGCUACAUGCUGUAUAUGUUUUAGUAGUAAGAAAAAAGAGUUCAGAGACUUUUUCAAAGGUGAUUUGUUGAGUAAUGAAAUUAUUGGAAUUUUUUUUCCUGAAAACUUUGGGAUUAAAUCUUCAUGGAAGUUUUAGAAAAUCAACUAUGAUCACCCAGAAUCAUACAUGAUGUACUGACAAGGGAUUUCUGAAUUCUCUAAAGGCAGGGUGGCUAAAAUCUGAAUGACUUUAGAGUGGACACUGGUACUCCACUUGGACAGCUGUCCCCUUGGGCUGUGAAGUAGAACAGGCCUCCUGGAGCGGGGCAGUAUGCAGAGCCCAUAACCUCCCUGGGAGCCUCAGCAAUGGUGAAAGAGGUCAAGGGGGUGGGGGAGGGGGGUUGAGUGUCUUUGUAUCACCAAAAUCAAAUCAAUAUUGUGCUAAUACUUCGUGAUUUGGUUUUGGUCUUGAUGUUUUUGCCCUACAGAUCAGUGGCUUCCCUAUUAUCAUUCGGCAGGCUUCUCAGAGCACCUGGGAUUCAGCCCCCAGUAUUUAUAAUGAAGUUUAACUACUAAGCAGUAGUUUUUCACAUCUAUCUCUCAAACAUUUUGUUAUACUGAAAAAGUUCUUUCAGAGAUUAAUAGAAAUCAAGAAGAGUUUGUGAAAUAAAGUCUCAAUCUUAAUGAAAUAAUAAAAAUUGGUAGAUCGGUUUAAUGUUUUACAACUAGUUCAGAUACAGGUUUGAAGUAGAAUGGAAUCUUGACUCUGAAUCAUGCAAUUAACUUCACUUUCCUUGGUGUGGCGGCAGCAUCCAGCCAAUCGCUCUGAUCCUCACUUUCCCUACUGUUUGUCUUUAGUGCCACAAAUAAAGGA